This is a messenger RNA of Cricetulus griseus (Chinese hamster), 1128 nucleotides long. The record is from RefSeq and is a predicted model, not a curated record. Lineage: Eukaryota; Metazoa; Chordata; Mammalia; Rodentia; Cricetidae.
AAAGGAAGCAAUGGGCGGAGAAGAGGCGGGCCCACAGUAAAGGGUAUUUAAGGCCAUGAAAGCGGCCGGGCUGUGGCACAGUCAUGAUUUUCCAUCCUGUGUCUGUCUCCAAUCUGGGUCGUUGUUUACAGUUGUAUCUGCUGGUGCAGCUACAGUUAACUACGAUGCCAGAACCACUCUACAGACAGAGCAAGAACUGCAGCACCGAUGAGCACUUGUCUGGGGACCACUGCUGCAAGAACUGUAGUGCGGGUGAGUUUGUCCAGGAGUCCUGCACAAUCCCCCACACCCUAGGACAAUGUGAGAAGUGUCAUCCAGGGACAUUCACAGAGGCUGGUAAUGGCCUAGAGUCUUGCAUACCUUGUUCCAGCUGUGGAAAAGACCAGGAAAAAGUGGCUGAUUGCUCUGCCACCAGUGACCGGAAAUGCCAGUGCCGAAUGGGUCAUUUCUAUUCUGACCCCGGAUCCAGUGAGUUCUGCCGCCAGUGUACCAAGUGUCCCCAGGGAGUCCCUGUCCUCCAGAGAUGCAACUCCACAUCGAACACAGUGUGUGGUCUGGCUGCUACAAGUCACAGAAACCGGCUAUACCUACUCAUGAGUCUUCUAGUCUUGCUUGUUAUUGCCAUUGUCUGCUGUUGCCUGAAAAAACAAAGUCCCUGUCGGUGUCAUCAUUGUAUGCAGUCCUCUGGUGAUGUCACUUGGGAACAAAUGACAGGUUAACUGAAGGCAAGUCCUGUGAGUCCAGCUCCAAAAGAAGCUCAGAACAAACAGCUACCCAUGGUGCCUAUGAGAAUACCAAAGAGCAUGCUGGCCUUCAGGCCAACUCAGUACCUGUGGCUCUUCUCACCUUGAACUUCUGGAGCUCAUGGGCUCCCCUUUCCCCAGUUUCUCAUUCCUAUAUAACUCUGAUGUUUAGCCUUUUGCCUUCUUAGUUAUCCCUCUCUUGGCAUUCUCUUGCCCCCUCUUUCUUGAUCCUUUCUUAUCUUCCUUUUUCCCUCCCCAUUCACCACCCCUUCUUCUCAUGGCCCAGUUCAGUCUUCUGGCCAUGUUUAGCCUGCUACUUUCUCUCUGUGUUCUGGACUCUUCCAGAAGCCUCAUAUCUACAAUAAAAACCUUCCCCCAACUGUAA